AUGGUCUUAAACAAGCUAGCUGUCAAUGGACAAGCAAAUCAUUCUCUCUUCACUUUACAAAAGGGUGAUGAGUUUACUGCUUUAUUAGUCUAUGUUGAUGAUGUUGUUUUUGUGGUACAACAGUUGAGCCAGUUUGUAGCUCAUCCUUUGGAUUCUCAUCAACACGCAGCUCAUCGUGUUUUGAGGUAUCUCAAAGGUGCACCAGCUUUGGGAUUGUUCUUUUCUCCUCAAAACUCCAUUCAAAUUCGCGAUUUUGCAAACUCUGAUUGGGCUUGUUUCCCAGAUACUCGACGUUCUAUCUCCGGUCAAUGUGUAUUCAUAGGAUCUUCCUUAGUUGCUUGGCGCUCCAAGAAGCAAAUGACAGUUUCAUGUUCUUCUUCUGAGGCAGAGUAUAGAGCUCUUGCUGGGUUAUCUUCAUUUCAUGAUCAUUCAAAACACAUUGAACUUGAUUGUCAUGUCACCCGCGAGAAAGUUCUUUCUGGUUUGAUACAUCUUCUUCCUGUUCCUUUAGCAGCACAGGUAGCUGACAUUUUUACCAAGUCACUUCCUUAA
Messenger RNA from Gastrolobium bilobum, 552 nucleotides. Its product is annotated as secreted RxLR effector protein 161-like. The record is from RefSeq and is a predicted model, not a curated record. Bases 1 to 552 code for a protein of 183 amino acids. Lineage: Eukaryota; Viridiplantae; Streptophyta; Magnoliopsida; Fabales; Fabaceae. The transcript is spliced from 4 exons.